Messenger RNA from Notothenia coriiceps (black rockcod), 815 nucleotides. RefSeq names its product presequence protease, mitochondrial-like. Bases 62 to 616 code for a protein of 184 amino acids. Gene Ontology annotation, cellular component: mitochondrial matrix. The transcript has 5 exons. The record is from RefSeq and is a predicted model, not a curated record. Gene Ontology annotation, molecular function: metalloendopeptidase activity; metal ion binding. Gene Ontology annotation, biological process: protein processing. Lineage: Eukaryota; Metazoa; Chordata; Actinopteri; Perciformes; Nototheniidae.
CAGUGUGUGUUUGAACUCUUCUCUCUUCUCUCUCCAGGAGGUGAACUUCCAGCCGUGUCAGAUGAAGACGUUCUUCCAGAUGCCGUUCCCCAUCAACUUCAUCAGCGAGAGCAUCCGCACGGUGCCGUUCGCCCACGAGGACUACGCCAGUCUGUGCAUCUUGGCGAGAAUGAUGACGUCGAAGUUUCUCCACGGAGAGAUCCGGGAGAAGGGCGGGGCUUAUGGGGGCGGAGCCAGGAUGGGAGGCGGACUCUUCUCCUUUUACUCAUACAGGGACCCGAACUCCCUGCAGACCCUCUCAGCGUUUCGCCGAAGCGUCGAUUGGGCCAAGUCGGGGGAUUUCUCCCAGCAGGACAUCGACGAGGCCAAACUGUCCGUCUUCUCCGCCGUGGACUCACCUGUGGCCCCCGCCAGCAAAGGAAUGGGUCGUUUCCUGAGUGGAGUCACAGACGAGAUGCUGCAGGGUCACAGAGAGAGGCUCUUCGCUGUCUCUCACAGAAGUCUGGUGGAGGUCGCCGAGAGAUAUCUGGGUGUCGGUCAGAGGACGUGUGGUGUCGCCAUCCUGGGCCCAGAGAACGAGACGAUUAAAAAAGAUCCCUCAUGGAUUGUAAAAUAAUGUAUUAUUAAAACCUGUUAGGAUUAUUUUUUAAAUGGUGGCAAAAAAAUCUGAAGUGCACAAAACCAGAAGGAGGACCGACGAGUGUUUUUAGUAAAUCUGACUCUGCAGAUUAUGACUUUUCCUUCUUUGAUAUAUUCUGUUAUGUACAUAUUUAUGAAAAUCUGAUUAUUAAAUAACAGCAUAAUAUUGGAAAAAU